AUGCCCGAUGAGAUCCACACAUCCGCAUCGCGCUCGUCCACAACAUCCUCGCAUGUCAAAAGCGCAUUUGAGCGCUAUGUCGAUGCGAUUUCGUCUCCAGAGCAUCCUACCAUCAAGGUCCGUAUCAUGACCUGGAACAUGCAUGGCCACGUUCCCCUAGGGGACCUGGCUAUCUUAUUUGGACGUGUGGGUGUAUACGAGCCGGCUUCACCGGACUGGGACGAAGAUAACACCAUUCUUAAUGAUGCAUAUAAAGGUGUCAAGGCCAAAGGUCAAUUACAUGUGCCCAAAGAGGAUCGCAUCCCUCAACUGCCCUUGUCAGAUGUCCAUCCGUAUCAUGUUGUGGUGGUGUCUUGCCAGGAAUGUCCGUGGGGCGAGGGAAGUCAGUUAAUGCACAAAAUCCACACUGCCGGUGAAUUUGGCGAUGCGUAUCGCUUGACGCGUACGAAGCGCGACUUGACUCCGUCAGAAAUCCAAGCUGCCAUGGCCACGACUUCGCCUACGAUUUCAUCAACGCCGGAAUUCGGGACUGAUGCAUCCUCGAUGAAACGCCCCCCUCUCUCCGUGUCGAUACCAUCGCCGGUCUCAGGCGUCAACAGUUUCUCUCCUUCGGAUGAAAAAGAAGAGGUAAUUAAUAGUGAUGGACGGCGCGUCACUGUCACAUCUCGUGCCUGGUCCAAGAUCUGUCAGGAUUGGUUUUGUAACGGUAUUCAGCGGUCUGGAAAUGAAUUGCUCUCACGGGCCAUGUUUUCAGAUACAAAUGAGGGUGAAACGAGUCUAAGUGACUCCGACACUCCGGGUACGACACCAGCGAGUGUUGAAUCACACAUAUCUCGUCCUCUUUUUUCACCUAGGUCCAUGCGAAAUCCUCCUGAACAGUUGGGUCCUUAUUGCUUACUGAUAAAGGAGCGCAUGAUGGGCUGCUACACCGCUGUUUACGUGUGGCGCGGAUGCAUGGAUCGCGUUCGUGGCGCAAGUGCGCACGCAGUUAAGAGCGGUAUUUUGGCCGGCCGCAUGGGCAAUAAGGGUGGCAUUGGCAUAAGUCUCAAGCUCGGCGAAACCCGUUUACUUUUUAUCAAUGCUCAUUUGGCUGCGCACGCAAAUCGCCUGGAUGCACGCGUUGCAAACAUCGAAAAAAUUAAAUCGGAGCUCAAAGUCGACACGUUUCUCCCGCCGAACCAUCCGCUACUCAAGUCGAAUGACAUUACGAAAUGCUUUGAUCAUUGCUUUUGGUGCGGAGACCUCAACUUCCGUGUUGACAUCACUCGGAAGCAUGCCGACUGGCUCCUUCAGCAACAGUCCUAUGACGAUGCACUCGAAUUUGAUCAGCUUCGCAAACUAUUACGGACUGGAAAUGCGCUUGAAGGUUUCCGAGAGGCACCCAUUGAUUUUCCUCCCACAUACAAGUACGACCUGGAAAAAGCGCAAAAGCACAAGCUUCGACACCAGCCAAGCAUCAUGCUACAGCAGGCCCGCCCGCCUGGAGGCUCUGUCUCGCGGAAAUCCAGCGCAAAAUCACUUGACGAAGAAUCAGUAUCUGAGAAGCCACGGCCUCUAUGGCGUCGGUUUCUGCGGAAACUCGACCGCUCUGAGGAGACCAUCAAGCAACAAGCUGCACAACGACAAGAAAACAAUCUAGCAACCCUGGGUUCUGUGGCGUCUUCCUCUACACUUUCAGUCGUGUCUACAAGCUCAUCUGUCACGGAAAACUUGGAUCCAGCGCCUUCAAGCUCGAGUAUCUCUUCGACUCCUUUGCCGACCACUGACGCACUUUCCCACAAACUCUCGCUGACCAGUUUGGAAGACAAAGCACCCUCUGUGCGCUCUGUAUUGUAUGACUCGAGCGCGAAGCAGCGUGUGCCAUCAUGGUGUGAUCGUGUAUUGUGGCGAAGCAAUGCAUCCGCAAAAAAACAUACUGCGCGGGCGGACAUUGCAGCCAGACAGAACAAAAGUGGCUUUAUGCCUUGGAUUAACAAACACAUCCAUCGCCAUCAACAUGCUAAUGAGCAUGAUGUUUCAAAAUCGCACGCCGGCUCGGAAUCGAGUCACCAUAUCCUCGUUCAUGCCCCACUUGACUGGAUUCAUGCUAUUGCCGAAUCAAAUAAGAACAAUUCGCUUAUGGAAUCUAUUCUCCACGAUGAUGUUUUGACUCCUACGAAAGGUAGGGUAAAGGUACUCAACUACCACACGAUUGAUGAUGACGGUGUUCAGGCGCUCGGCGCUCGAUCCGAUCACCGACCUGUAAUUUUUAGUGCUGCUAUAGGAAUUUGA
Malassezia globosa CBS 7966 is the source of this 2271-nucleotide messenger RNA. RefSeq lists its product as uncharacterized. The transcript has a single exon. The record is from RefSeq and is a predicted model, not a curated record. Bases 1 to 2271 code for a protein of 756 amino acids. Gene Ontology annotation, molecular function: phosphatidylinositol-4,5-bisphosphate 5-phosphatase activity. Gene Ontology annotation, biological process: phosphatidylinositol dephosphorylation. NCBI's taxonomy places the organism in Eukaryota, Fungi, Basidiomycota, Malasseziomycetes, Malasseziales, Malasseziaceae.